UCUCUCUCUCUCUCUGCGUUCGAGGGAGCUCGUGCAUCACAACAGAGAGGUCCCUCACUCAUUCGUCCUUCUAAAGCAGGCACGGAAAGCUGCGUUCAUGCCAAAAUGGGAUGUGGAAAUUCCUCCGCCACCAGCACUACAGCAGGAGGUCCAGCAGAAGUUGCCAAGGAUGUGACAGAAGAACCUUCACCAGAUGAUGAGAAACGAAGGAACUAUGGAGGAGUGUAUGUGGGCCUUCCUGCUGAUCUGACCACAGUAGCUGCCAGCCAAUCAAAAUCCACACGUAAAGACUGAAGGCAGAUCACAUGAAACGACAACGAACCAAAGUUCUGCAGUGGCUGAUUUACAACGGAUAUUGAGACGAUAUUCGAGGAUCAAGCUGAGAACUGGUCGGCACUUCGGAAUGACAUCACCGUGACAUCAUACCGGCUGGCGUACAGAAGGGUUCUGUUCGGAACACUGAGCAUUAUUGUGACUAUGAAUGUAGACUCUGUUGCCAUGGUGACCGGCGACCCCCCUGACCUCUCCCUCCGCCAGGAGGACAUCCUGGUAUUUCGGAGUCACCAUGGCAGGGCAUUUCCUAAGUCUGGAGACCCCUCAGACCCGAUCAACUGUACGUCUCUGCAAUAACAGACUUUACUGAAUCUAUUCUUUCAGUUUUUCUGAAAUCUGAGAGCUGAAAAGGAUGAUGUAAAUAUUUUACACACGGUAUGUAAGCACGAAAGAUGUUUAGCACUAACAUGACUAGAGCUGUUGACAUGACUACUAAUUAAUAUAUAGACUGUAGUUUUCUUAUACACUUUGAUAGCAACUCACUAUUAAAGUUAACGCUUAUAUUAAUAGCAUUUACUAAUCGAAGAGUUCUAUUUAUUCUAUUUCAGGUUAUUUGACCUGUGAUUGUACCAUUAACAUUUUUAGUGACUAAUGUGUAUUCUGUAUAUGACUUUAAAAAAUAUGAGAUUUUAAGAAAUGGAAUCUGUGUCUGCAUCUGGAAAAUUAUCUAUCUGCAUCUACAUUUUGAAAAAUAAAGGUGUCAGGUUGAACCCAAAAGGAGUUUUUCCCAGAGAUGCAACCUUUUCAUGCAUGUUCUUUAUGGGGGAAAAACUGUCAACAAAGAACCUUUAUUUUUAAGAGUUUAAAUGCUUAUUUACACUUUUCCAUUCAAAGGUUUGGGAUCAGUAAGUUUCUUUAUUUCUUAUAUUAUUUC
Messenger RNA from Cyprinus carpio (common carp), 1207 nucleotides. RefSeq names its product overexpressed in colon carcinoma 1 protein homolog. The record is from RefSeq and is a predicted model, not a curated record. Lineage: Eukaryota; Metazoa; Chordata; Actinopteri; Cypriniformes; Cyprinidae.